AAUCACGUCGAGAAAAACAUAGUUUUUUCUAGGACAUUAAAAACGGUCGUGUGUACGCGGCAUUAGGACUGUUUUCUGUGUCUGGCUGUUCAGCAGUGGGGAGACCUGGCAUCUGAAACUCCUAGAGGGGUACACAUGUAAUCUGCCCAAAAAAUGGCAACGUAACAAUGAGGUUUAAUGGUUUACCUAUAUUCUGUCAGUUUAUGUGUUUUGUUUUGUUUUUGAUAACCAUGAAGUAACCUCACAUUCUAAAAACAAAAACAUGAUGUGCCCAAGACUUAUUAGGCAACAUUUUAGCAAAAGAACACAACAGGGCAUUAACCAUUAAAAGCCAAUUAGCAUGAAAGCUGUAUAAACUUUGGGUUAGCCAUUUUUUUUAAGCCCUCCCUAUAAUUGUACACCUCACUUGUGUUUCAGGAGACCAAUAAAAUGUUCAAAUCAACCAGAAAAGGUUAUAUGAUCAUUUUGUGUUGUACAGUUAUCGUUAUGGUGGUGUGUAGCUACAUCGUUCACCUAAACUUCAGUCAGCUUUCAGACCUUUACUUUCUCAAUGUAAAAAAUGAUCCGGCACCUGUCUGUGAACACGUUGGGUACAUACCAACAGAAUCCAAAACCAUUGACCAACAAAUAGCAGAGAUAAUGACUAUGAUCAACUGUACAAUUCCCCAAAAGGACACCAUGUAUUUUAAUGAAACCACCAGUGCGAUAAAUAGCACAGCAAUAACAUUGAACUAUAAACCUAAUUAUUGUGUUGGAGACACCUUGAUUGUUCAGGUUGAGAUGUUCAAUUAUUUGAGGAAAAGGAAGACUUAUGGAGGAGACUUCUUACAAGCCCGGAUCUUUUCACCAAAGCUUGGAGCUGGAGCUUCUGGAAGAAUCGAGGAUUUUAAUAAUGGAACUUAUAAUAUUUAUUUCACGUUAUUUUGGGAAGGACAAGUACAAAUAUCUAUUCUCCUAAUGCAUCCCAGUGAAGGGGUAGCUCUGCUGUGGAAAGCGAGGAAUAUGGGAUCCAGUUAUGUCAGCUACACAGGAACAUUCCUUAAUAAAAACAAAGAAGUACACACAGAAUGUGGCUUUUACUUUAAUUCCCAACAGGAAAAAUGUAAAUAUGUGGACAGGAAAUAUAGAGAAGUCUUCUACUGUAUCAAGCUACCAGAAGUACCCUGUGACGCUUUCAUAUCGUUAAGAAGUGGGAACACACCUUAUACAUAUCUCACCAACGUAAAUAAGACUUUGUUUUUCAAGUCCAAAAUUGGCAUAGAAAUUCCCAAACAAGUUGGAAGUAUUGACGUUUUAAAAUGCCCAAAAACUUCUAUGAAUGUGACUUCAAAAUGCCAAAUUGGGACCUCUCUUCCCUUCCCUAGCGGUUAUUUCCUGAAGAACCAAUGGUUCCCCUCACAUUGCAAUCUUUCCUCUUUUGAGCCCUUGUUAAAUAUCAAUAAAUGUUUGGCUGGCAAAAUGAUAUAUUUGAUGGGUGAUUCAACAAUUCGCCAAUGGAUAGAAUUCUUCCCAAAAGUCAUGAAGAAUCUGACAUUUUUUGAGACCCACAUGCCUGGUUGGCAUAAGACCUAUAUAGCAUUUGACUUGCAAAACAGCAUCUACAUUCAAUGGAAGAAACAUGGACAUCCAUUUGUAACUAUGAGCUUUUUCAAUGUCAAAACUCAAUCCUAUAUCACCAAUGAACUCGACCAGCUUGGUGGCGGCUCCAACACAAUUGUUGUGAUAGCUGUAGGACAGCACUUCCGGCCCUUUCCUUUUCCCGUGUUCAUCAAAAGGCUUCUCAGCAUACGAAGGGCCAUAGAGAGCCUGUUUUUACGAAGCCCAGAUACAAAAGUUAUCAUAAAGUCUGAGAACACCAGGGAGAUUAACUCUGAUGUAGAGCGAUUUAGUGACUUUCACGGAUAUAUUCAGUACCUCUUAGUAAAGGACAUCUUCAGUGGACUUAAUGUUGGGAUAAUAGACGCUUGGGACAUGACCACAGCAUUUGGCUCUAGAAAUGUCCACCCCCCGGAGCCUGUUGUUAAGAAUCAGAUCAACUUGUUUUUGUCUUAUAUCUGUUAAAUAUUUUUUAAAUAUAUGUUUACAUUUAUUGUCCUUUUACUAUAAAAUAGUUUUAUUGUUAAAGCUAAACAUCUGCAAACAGUGCAGAUGUCCAGUCCAGUCAUAUAGUAUGUAUAAGGCUGAUUUUAUUUGCUAUGGGAUUUGUAUUUUGGCCAAAGCAUUCUGGAAUUACAAAGCCCUGUGAGACAGCAAGUUUUUUCUACUGCAGAUAUAAACGACAGUUAGGUCACGUUCAAACUCCAGGUCCUUGAUUGGACAGUGAGGGGGCAAAGCAGGCAGCAUGGGCUUGUCCUUCUGCUGACUCUCUUUCUCUUAUCAGCAUGUUCCCUGUCAGUAAAUGCAGCAUAUGUGAUUGACUCCUAGCAUUGCCCUUCUUUUUCAGAGUUUGAAAUCAGAUCUGAAUGGCGGCAUUCUAGAUCUGCUUCACCUACCUCAGGUCUAACAACCUCUGCUGCAUCUAACGCUAUUGUAUCCUCUAAAAAACGUUACCCUUUUGCACCCUAAUCUUCUGACUGUCUAUCUUAGACAUGGCGCUGGCUACACCUUUUGAUGAAACUACCAGACAUUCGCCUAGAGAAUCCAAGGGUUCCACAGACAGCCUCAUGCAGUUACCUUCAGCGUUACAAACUCCCUUCUCUGAAGCAGCGAGGAAGCCCAAAAUUCAUGAAGCCAGGAAGCCCUGAGUUUGGGAGGAAAUAAUAACAGCCUUCUGCAAAUUAUCAACAAAACUUCUCAAAUAAUUC
Messenger RNA from Rana temporaria (common frog), 2804 nucleotides. Its product is annotated as NXPE family member 1-like. The transcript has 5 exons. Lineage: Eukaryota; Metazoa; Chordata; Amphibia; Anura; Ranidae. The coding region runs from base 430 to 2061 and encodes 543 amino acids. The record is from RefSeq and is a predicted model, not a curated record.